Rhagoletis pomonella (apple maggot) is the source of this 2817-nucleotide messenger RNA. RefSeq names its product fibulin-2. Lineage: Eukaryota; Metazoa; Arthropoda; Insecta; Diptera; Tephritidae. The record is from RefSeq and is a predicted model, not a curated record. The transcript has 10 exons. Bases 130 to 2817 code for a protein of 895 amino acids. Gene Ontology annotation, molecular function: calcium ion binding.
AGUUAGUUAACCAACCAGCCAACGAUCGUAAGCAGUAAUGUACUUGUGGUGUGCGCCAAGAAAUAGUAAACAUUUUGUAACUGGAUUUCGUAGAGUUUCAAGAGUAAUUUUGGCGCGAAAAUACUGGUAAUGUACAAAAAUAACAAAAAAUAUUCCAUGCGUGAAACAAUGCUACCAGUUUUUACAUCAGUCGAAAAGUAUAGCAGAUACCAUUGCAUAACGGGACGCACCGCAAAUCAUCUACAAUGGUACUACAAAAUUUUACUCAUAUUUCUUUUGGCUCUACUUCAUACUACAACAUCUAACGAUGAAAUUGCCAGUCAUAUUAGAAAAUGUUGCAUAAGCGGUAUUCAGUACGCUAGUAAGCAAUAUAACUGUGAGAAAUACGAUUACGAAGUGGCCACAAUACCGCCAUUGUGGCGUGGUCUCUGCCAUUCGACUUAUGGCGUCUGCUGCUCCCGCAAGCUGGAAGAGCAAUAUUGCGUAGCCGGCCGCCUUGCUGCUUUGAAGGGCUCACGCUGCGAUGAGCAAUACAAUACCACCGCCUUUCCUGAAUGCUGUCGCGCCUGCCAGGUGGGACUGGCCGUCAAGGCCAGUAAUAAUGAUUGUGACAACGCACUCUUCUCAUAUUUCCAUAAAAUGGAAACAUAUAACAUUUGCUGCGACGGAAAAACAAGAAACAAAUAUUCCGGCGCCAUUAUAAUUGAUGACAAUGUCGCCGGGCGUUCAUUCAAAGAAAAAACAAACCAGCUGAAAAGCGAAGCCAGCAAUUACUUAAAUGGCUCAGAGGAAGAAGCACAGACGAAUAUAGGCGACGAAUUGAUUGCCAAUGGCAGUGAUGGAACAAUCGUACUGCCAGGAGAUGAUGAUGACAUAUGCGGCAAAGUGCCGAAUCUGUGUGCCCAAAUUUGUGAGAAUACUAAGGAGGCGUAUCGCUGCAAAUGCAACCCUGGUUAUAAGUUGGAUGAGAAUAAUGUCACUUGUUCCCGUAUCAACAACGACCCCGAUGUAGAAAUCAACGCUGACAACGAACUAGUUGACGAGGAGGAGGAAGUGAUUGAUGACGAUGGCGACGGGGAUAGUAUUGCCGUCUUGGAAUCGGAAUUAAAAGGCGAUGAACACAAGCAAAUUUCGAAAGCGGGCUCUGCUAACAAGGAUGACUCGAUGAAGUGCAGCAGUGGCUAUGAAUUCGACUACACCAAAGGAAAAUGCACUGAUAUUAAUGAGUGCGCCAAUAAGUUGGACGACUGCAAAAGUAGUCAAUAUUGUCAUAAUACAGUCGGUGGCUAUCACUGUUUGAGUGUGAAUUCGAAGAAGUGCGACCCGGACAAGGAGAAAUGUGAAAACGAAUGCAACGCCGGUUACCACUAUAAAGAUGAAGACUGUGUUGAUAUCGACGAGUGUGCAGUGGAUGUGUUUGCGUGUGACAGCAGUCAGGUGUGUAGCAAUGACAACGGCGGAUAUCGCUGUGAUUGCAAAUUAGGGUUUAAUUUGGAUACUACCACAAACGCUUGCAUUGAUAUAAAUGAGUGCUCGAUUAACAACCAUAAUUGCCUUCCGACGCAACGUUGCGAUAACACAUACGGGUCGUAUGUCUGCGUGCGACUUCAAAGCUGCGGUACUGGCUACACUCUAAACGCCGGAACAGGGAAUUGCGACGAUGAUGAUGAGUGCGCCUUAGGUACCCACAACUGUCCAGCGGAUUACGAGUGUCAUAACACGAAAGGUUCAUUCCGCUGUUACCGCCAUAUGCCGUCGACCGUACGAGCCACAACAACAAUAAGGACGACUACAACAACAUCUACUCCGACGACACCCGUCAGUGGCUUAUCUCCCUAUAACUAUCGAAACCGAACGGCUUACAGUUAUCCGAACAAUUACGCUUCGCAUCUGACACACAGCCAAACUUAUUUGCGUGAGAAUUCACCGCGCUAUAUCGGGAUUACAGAAGCUGUUAAUAAACCUUCACCGCCUCCAUGCGGCAUAGGCUUCCAUCGCAACCAUUUGGGCGCUUGCGUAGAUCUCAACGAAUGUAUUCUGACGAAUCCAUGCAGUUCACAUCAACGUUGCAUCAAUACAAAUGGCUCAUAUCGCUGCCAAAACUUAUUGCAGUGCUCGGCAGGCUAUAAAUCUACACCGGACGGCACGCAGUGCAUAGAUAUUGACGAAUGCGAAACUGGCGAGCAUCAAUGUGCCGAGAAUCAGAUUUGUCGCAACCGCAACGGAGGUUACAUUUGCUCAUGUCCGCCUGGUCAUCAGCUGUCGCGUAUGCGAAACGGCAUAAACCGCUGCGUGGAUAUAAACGAAUGCCAUCAAGAGCAUCCGGCCGUGUGCCCAUCGAAUUCUCAGUGCCUGAACACAAUCGGCUCAUAUUACUGCGAGUGUAAGUCCGGUUUCCAGAAGAACAAAGACAAUGAGCAUAUUUGCCUCGAUGUGGAUGAAUGUCAAGAGAUACCAGGACUAUGCCAACAAAAGUGCGUAAAUUUUUGGGGCGGUUAUCGUUGCACAUGUAAUCAGGGCUUUGAAUUGAGUGCCGACAAUCGGACUUGCAAUGACGUGGACGAAUGUGAAGUGCAUAAAACGUACAAGCUUUGUAUGGGCUAUUGCAACAACGUGCCUGGGUCUUAUGAGUGCUCCUGCCCUCGGGGAUACACAUUGUCGGUGGACAAAACCACCUGCCGUGAUAUUGAUGAGUGUGCAACCGGCGAAUUUUGCACUGGGCGCAACGAUAUCUGCACCAACAUACACGGUAGCUACAAAUGCACAACUAUACAUUGCCAGUACGGUUAUGUUAAUGAUCCAGACCAGAAGAAGUAA